UAAAAAAUACCAAAAAAAUAAAAAGAAGAAAGAAGAAAGAAACAAAACAAGAAGAACAUCAUAAGCGAAAAUGUUCCACCACAACAACAACAAUAAAUAAAACACAGAGAAAGAGAAAGAAAAAAGGUCGUUAUUGAUUUUUCUCAUUCAUUCACUGCUCUUGCUCACUGUUAUCACUGCAACCAACACUCUUCUGUUUCCUGGACCCUCCAGAAACUCAGCUUCUUCCUCUUUCUUCCCCCCUCUCUUUCUCUCUCUAACAAUCUUAACCAAAACUUUUUCUCAUCCACGGAAGAAAAAGCCAAAUUGACAGUAAUAGUAGUAGAAGUAGUAGCCACAAUAUCAGCAACAGCAGAAAUCUUGUUCCUUCCUUACUUUUUCUUCUUCUGAAUAUCUAUCUAUCUUUCUUUCUAUCUCUCACCCCACCAUAUAAGAUCUACACCACCCCACAUUAUUUACUUCUUUUACAACAAACUUUUAUAAUUAUUAAGAAUUAUAUUCUAUAGUUGUGGCUACUACAAGGAGAUUGCCUUCAGAUUCAGGAGCUUUCGCUGAUUGGGCAGCAACUUCGUCUUCUACACCUCGGCCUGCUGCUCCCGAAGAUCUCUCACUCGGUUUCAAUGCCGGUCCUACCACCGGAAACACCGGACCUUCCACCGGACCCACCUCCGGGUUAUGGCAAAGUUCUUCCAGAGCUAUCAAUUACGGUCCUGAAAUGGGUAUGUUCGUUGUAGCACCAUCUCCUUUUCAUCACCACCACCAUGAAUCUCUCAUCUCCGAUUCUCAUCCUCAUUCUCUUAACCCCGCCACCGCCCUCGGCGUCGGGGUUAUCCCUUUACUCACCGCUUCACCUUGUCUUGAAAAUGAAAACAUGUUAAACUUAAACACCAGAAGAAACCAUAACCAUAACCAAAACCAAAACCAACAAGGUAUUCAAUUUUGGCAUGAACCACAACCACAACAACAUCAUCAACAUCAACAUCAUCAGCAACAAAAUUCACACUCACACUAUUUGAAAAAACAAGGUUUUCUUGAUCAUCAUAAUACAAGUCCAACUAAUUUAGUUCAUCAUGGUGGUAGUAGUAGUGGUGGUGGUGGAGGAGGAUUAACUGCUUCCGGAACAAGCAGUGGUGGAGGAACGACAACUUGUCAAGAUUGUGGUAACCAAGCGAAGAAAGAUUGUAGUAAUAGAAGAUGUAGAACUUGUUGUAAAAGUAGAGGUUUUGAUUGCCCUACUCAUGUUAAGAGUACAUGGGUACCUGCUGCUAGAAGAAGAGAACGUCUUGCUUCUGCGACGACAACCACCGUGGUUGCUGGUGGUGGUUCUAGUGGUUCAACUUCUGGUGCUAAAAAACCUAGACUCAUAGCUUCACAAACUACUUCUCACACUUCCACUUCUAAUACUACACCCCCUAGAAGCUUUGACACCACCUCUAGCCAUCAAGAUGCAGGUUUCAAAGAGUCAAUGCCGGGUCAAGUUCGCGCACCAGCAGUAUUCAAGUGCGUUAGAGUAACAUCCGUAGACGAUGGAAAAGACGAGUAUGCAUAUCAAGCCGUAGUGAAGAUCAAUGGCCAUGUUUUUAAAGGUUUUCUCUAUGAUCAUGGUGUUGAGAAUAGAGAAGUUUAUCCGAACCUCUCCGAGCUUCAUUUAGGUGGUGGAAGUGGGAAUAGUGGAGGUGCAAAUAGAAAUGUUGCUUCAUCUUCUUCACCAAUGUUAGAUCCUUCUCAUGAUGUUUAUGCAGCAGCUUCAAGUGGAGGUUUACUUGGAAAUUCAGGUUAUGGUGGUAAUCAAAUAAAUUGAAUUUUCUUAAUGUUAAUUUUUCCAAGUAAAGCAAAGUAUUUAUAGUUUAUACUUGGAGAAGAUUUAUGAUAUUUGUAGUAGUAAUCUUGGAGGGGUGGGAAAAUUAAUUAAUUUUCUUCUCUAUUUUCAUCUAUAUAGAAUUUGUACCUUAUUGCAUAUUUCACUCUUUUUCUCCA
Molecule: messenger RNA, 1977 nt
Organism: Vicia villosa (hairy vetch)
Lineage: Eukaryota; Viridiplantae; Streptophyta; Magnoliopsida; Fabales; Fabaceae
Product: protein LATERAL ROOT PRIMORDIUM 1
Exons: 2
Coding region: 716-1801 (361 amino acids)
Biological process (GO): positive regulation of DNA-templated transcription
Cellular component (GO): nucleus
Molecular function (GO): DNA-binding transcription factor activity; DNA binding
Source: RefSeq, a predicted model, not a curated record